Molecule: messenger RNA, 1329 nt
Organism: Peniophora sp. CBMAI 1063
Lineage: Eukaryota; Fungi; Basidiomycota; Agaricomycetes; Russulales; Peniophoraceae
Source: the annotation of a GenBank genome assembly
AUGCCUUUCGUUGAUGCCGCCAAUUACCCCACGGACCUUCCACAGGGUGGCUUCCAUAUCGACGCAGACGAUGUGGACGAUUACCGUCUCCCACGCACCCUGGACAACGACCUCCUGAUCUGGAAGGAGACCAACCCGGAUACCGGAGUGGACCAGCAGAUCCGCGACCUGCAGCAGACGGUCGUCAGACAACAAUCCCAGCUCAACGCCCCGCCGCAGCCAAUUGUUGUCCAGCAAGCGCCAGGGCCACAAUGCUCGCACAUCCGCGUCCACGCUCCACGCACGUUCUCCGGUGUCUCCAACGACAAGGGCGUCUAUAACCCCACGCCACGGGACUUCGUCUGGAACAUGCGGAACUACCUCGUUGCCGAAGAAGAGGAAGCCGCCGGUAACCCGCUCACCGACCACAACAAGAUCGUCCUGGUCUCCACGCUUCUUGACCAAUCUGUCGCCAUGUGGUACGAGCAGAUCAUGGCCGAAUAUGCGGAGUAUCGGCGGAUGGCGCUUCAAGCCCAGCAGCAGGGACACCCGGUACCGGCUUACACCGGCCCGCUCGUCGAUCUCGAUACGUUCUCGCAGGCCUUCCUCCAACAGUUCGAGGACGUCGACAUCCAGAAGACAGCCAUCGCCAAGAUCCAGUCCAUGCAACAAGGCGCGCAGUCUGCGGAGGUGCACACGCGUCAGAGCUUGAAACCUGCCAUCCGCGACAAGGUCAACGGCCAGGGCAAGCAUCGCCCGGACACGCUACAGGGCUGGUAUGAGGACGCCGUGCUGUUCGACAGGCAAUGGCGCGAAGAUCAUCCAGACCGGCCCUCGUCGCAGUCCACCACAGGCAACUCGUCCUCGCGCAACCAGUUGACUGGCACGAACAACAACACCAGCCGGUCCACGGGUGCUUGGCAGCAACAGCAGCCAUUGCGCAACGCCAACCAGGGGCAGCCGCGCAACGGCAACUGGCACCCUUGGGGCACUCCAGCCCAGCAGUCGCGCGCACCGGCUCCAGCGGCCAACACGGGCGUGGUCCCGAUGGACAUCGACACGGCCAAUGCAGCAAUGGCGUGCUACCGCUGCGGUGAGAACCACCUGGCGCGCAACUGUACUACGCCGACGGAGACUAUUCGGCAGAAGUACGGCCGGGAUCGCAUGAUCCCCUUCCCCGCUGGCUAUCGGGCACGUGCCACGACCUUUGCCAACGUGGACGACUUCGCCGCCUCGCUAUCUCCGGCUGAUCAAGCGGAGUUAGCACGCUCGCUGCAGAGCAGGGUAGGAGCACCGGUUACUCCUCCGGCCCAGGCGUCGCAGCAGGGUUUUGCCAGCGGCUCGUCGUGA